Messenger RNA from Diachasma alloeum, 1790 nucleotides. RefSeq names its product esterase FE4. The record is from RefSeq and is a predicted model, not a curated record. Bases 36 to 1697 code for a protein of 553 amino acids. The transcript has 8 exons. NCBI's taxonomy places the organism in Eukaryota, Metazoa, Arthropoda, Insecta, Hymenoptera, Braconidae.
CCGAAAAAAAUGCCGAGUUUUAGACGAGCAUUACAAUGUGGUUACUACGAAUAAUUGUCUGCUGCUUGGCAUUAGGAUUAUCCUUGGGGGCUGAUGAAGUUGAGUUGUCAAUUCCUCAAGGAACCCUCAAAGGCUUGAAAACAAAAACCGCUCAGAAUGGAGUGGAAUAUUACAGUUUCAAAGGAAUACCUUAUGCCAAACCUAUGAUUGGAUCCAACAAGUUUAAGAUUUCAGAACCUGCUGAGGGUUGGAGUGGAGUGAGGGAUGCCACAAAACACGGCAAUACUUGUGUCUUUUUCUGUAUGGUGCAGAAAAAACUCGUUGGAGACGAAGAUUGUCUCUUCUUGAAUGUUUAUACUCCAACGAUUGAGCAGGGAAGUGGAAAAGCUGUUAUGGUGUACUUCCAUCCUGGUGGUUUCACAGGGGGCUCGGGUGAUGAUGAUCUCUUUGGACCAGAUUUUCUUCUCGAGAAAGAUGUUAUCUUGGUGACAGUGAAUUCUCGAUUGGGAGCAGUUGGAUUCCUCAAUACUGGAGAUGCUAAUGCACCAGGAAAUGCUGGUCUGAAGGAUCAAGUCUUGGCAUUGAACUGGAUUCGAAAUAAUAUUGGAAAUUUUGGUGGAUGCCGCAAUCGUGUGACAUUAUUCGGUGUUAGUUCUGGUGCUGCGUCUGUUCAAUAUCACAUGCUUUCACCAAUGUCAGAAGGACUAUUCAAACGAGCAAUUAUUCAGAGUGGUUCAGUAGCAAGUUCUUGGGCCAUUUCAUAUACUCCUAGGGAAGAUGCAAUGGCACUUGCUGAUAAACUUGGAAUUAAGGCAGCAGACACUACGGAAUUGGUCGAGAAAUUGAGUAACAUUCCUACCCCGCAAAUUGUCGAAGCAAGCACUUCACUCGCGCAAACCAUGAAUUUUUUCCGUGGUGAUAUGCAUUGGUUCCUACCAUCAGUGGAGACUGAUUUUGGACAAGAAAUGUUCCUUCCAGCAGAUCCAUGGGAGCUAUUAAAGUCAGGACGUGUGGCUGAUGUCAACACCAUGAUUGGGACCACUUCACAAGAGGGUGGAUUGUUCGUAGGAAUGGUCCUGCCAAUGGCUUCGCAUUUCAAGGAUAAUUUUCAAUUGUUUAUCCCCAAGGAUCUCAACAUGACAGAUUCAGCCCAGACAAAGAUGGUGGGGGAGUCCAUUAAGAAAUUUUAUUUUGGCGAUAAAGAAGUUGGUGAUGCAUCACUUAUGGAACUGACUGAUCUUCUAACUGAUGUCUUUUUUUCCUGUGGAUCAAUGUUAACGGCCAAGGUCAUGAAUUCUCGAUUAACUUGUCCUGUUUAUCAGUAUUUAUUCAAUUUCGAAGCGCAAUUUGGAUUCAUGAAAGCGCUGUUCAAGAUGGAAGGAGGCAUUGUACACGGAGAUGAUAUGACAUAUCUCUUCUAUUCGAAUGCAUUUCAAAAUAAAUUGCAGCCGGGUUCACGUGUGGAAACUAUGACUAAUCAGAUGGUUGAAAUGUGGACCGAUUUUGCUAAAGAGGGAAAUCCCUCCGUUACCAUGAAUGCUGCCAAAGUCAAGUGGGAACCCAUGGGUGAUAAUGGAAAUUACUUGGAAAUCAAUGAUGACCUCACUAUGAAAACAUCCAUCUCCAAAGAUCGGCUCAAUUUUUGGGCUGGAAUAUAUAAAGAUGUACUUGGCGAUUAUGUCAAGCUCUUUAAUUGAUCUUUUCAAUGAAUAUUCAUCAGUCGGUUAAUAUGUUUCACUUGGAGGAGAUCAAUUGAUCAAUAUAAGAUGCAAGCAUUAAUAUGAUUUUCA